AUGAACGAUGGUUCGCCUACUAGGCUUGUAGCUCCAAAUCAGCAGGUAACUGCUCCAGAUGUUACAAUCUGCUCCCGAGAUAUUGCACAAAUAAGUCAUUGGCAACUUACUUCUGAUACAUUAGGUUCGGACCAUUUUCCUAUUCUUAUGUUUAUUCGUCUAUCUUUCCAAGUAUAUGACACAAUCUAUCCUAAGUAUAAGUGGAAUAUGAAAAAAGCCAAUUGGAGUUUGUAUCAUGACUUAUUGGAAGAUAUUUUCGAUUCUACUCCAGAAUUUUACUCCACUCAAAGUAAAUACGAUUAUCUCAUUGAAAAGAUCAAUGCUGUUAGCGAGAUCUCCAUCCCUAUACUAAUGCCAUUUAAAGCUAAGAAACGGCCACCCCCUCCUUGGUGGGAUGAACAGUGUAUAAGUGCCAUAGCACAAAGGACCUCAGCUUUAGCAACGUACGAACAGGACAGUUUUUUAGCCAACUUCGUCCACUGCAAGAAGGUAUUUGCUGAAACAAAGGAACUCUUCAAACAAAAAUCAAAAAAUAGCUGGAAAGCAUGGAUAUCUAAGUUGAAUAAAAAUACAUCAUCAACCGAUCUCUGGAAACAGGCUAAAAUCAUCAGAAGGAUACCCAUGGGAAAGAAAGCAUCAACUAAUUCUGAUUGGGCAGACGACUUCCAUAGAAAAUGCUCUCCGUCCUUCGUGGCUGCAGAAGUCGAACCUCCCCCACGUUUACAUCAAGACAACUUUUUCAGCAGACCUUUCAACAUGACGGAACUAAAUCUUGCAGUUAAAAAUACCAGAAACACAUCACCUGGCUGCGAUGAUAUCACAUAUCCAAUGCUCGUGAACCUCCCAUCUAAUGCAAAACUAUUCCUUCUGGAUAUAUUUAACAACAUUUGGCUGAAUGCAGACACAAUUAGCCAAUGGAAAAACAUCGCUAUAGUUCCAAUUCUGAAGCCAAACAUGGAUCCCAAUUGCGCUGACUCAUAUCGCCCGAUAUCUCUUUUAUCCUGCAUGAUCUGCAAGGUAUGGUGGGGCUCCUAUCAAAAGAUCGCAAUAUUAUUCUUCAGAUCAUAUGUUAGAUCUAUCCUUGAUUAUGGCAGCAUAUUCUAUGGCUCUGCCAGUAAAAAUCUCCUUCAUAUGCUAGAUAUAACUCAGAAUAAAUUUCUCAGGAAAUGUCUUGGAGCAAUGCAAUCGUCACCAGUCGGACCUUUGCGAGUAGAAGCACAGGAGCCUCCUUUACAUCUUCGAAGGCAAAUGUUAUCUAGCAGAUUUCUACUUAAGGUACAACACGCGGACAGCCACUUACUGAGCAAAAUUCAUCGUCUAAACACCAUGGACUUGACAUGCAAAUAUUGGACCAAAAGUAACUCCCUGCCUCUAUGCAGUGCCAUACAAUAUGCCAACAGAAUACAACUAACCUCUCAUAGCCAACGAUUGAUCCAAGAUAUAAGUUACUUUCAUUUACUAUCAGGAUUUGAUGUUAGAGUACCAGCUUACAAGCAACAACCACACCACAUUCAGAACCUACUUCGAGAAGUGCAGAGUAAAUUAGCAGAAGCUAUUGCUAUAUUCCAAGCCCUACAGUUUGUAGAGGACCACAAUCUUGGUAACACGUCUAUAUUCUCGGACUCCCUCUCUGUUGUCAGUAGUUUAAAAAACGGCAGUCCUUUCGAUAUGCAAAAUAUACACUUAUUCAACAUACGAUGGAAAAUAAGUCAGCUAAAACAACGAGGCCUCAGGAUUACACUAGUUUGGGUGAAGGCCCACUCUGGGAUAAUACACAACGAAAAAGCUGACGAUCUAGCAAAGAUGAGUAUAACAUCUGGAACUAAGCUGGACAUACCCUUAAGCAUGCAAGACAAUCGAGUGAUACUUAAAGGUAAUUUGCUCAAGCGAUGGCGCAGUGAAUGGAUAGAAUACUGUUUUACUAAUCCUAUAAGAUACAACCUCAUACACCCUAGCCUGCCACGAGGAUACUGGCACGAAAAUUUCAAAAUACCCAAGAAAAUAUAUUUCUUGCAUCACCCGUGCGAAAAUAGGACAUGGUGUUUUUCCAUCACACCUUGCAAGAUUAAAUUUGGUCCCAUCUGCACUGUGCGAUGUUUGUGA
Acanthoscelides obtectus is the source of this 2103-nucleotide messenger RNA. The record is from the annotation of a GenBank genome assembly. Lineage: Eukaryota; Metazoa; Arthropoda; Insecta; Coleoptera; Chrysomelidae.